UUUCCAACAAAGAUCGAAGAAGGUUAUCGAUUACAUGCACGACAUUUUGCACUUAAACAUGUGUGUCAUGGUAAUUUCACAGCACCGAUUAAAGAAACUAUAACAAAAGGAUUUAAAAUUCUGGAUGUAGGAUGCGGCUCAGGACAGUGGUCAAUAGAGAUCGCCCUAAUGUUUCCCGAUGCUGAAAUUUAUGGAGUUGAUAUAUCUCCAAAUUUUCCUUUCAUCGCACCAUAUAAUU
Molecule: messenger RNA, 238 nt
Organism: Racocetra persica
Lineage: Eukaryota; Fungi; Glomeromycota; Glomeromycetes; Diversisporales; Gigasporaceae
Source: the annotation of a GenBank genome assembly